Pelobates cultripes (western spadefoot toad) is the source of this 420-nucleotide messenger RNA. NCBI's taxonomy places the organism in Eukaryota, Metazoa, Chordata, Amphibia, Anura, Pelobatidae. The record is from the annotation of a GenBank genome assembly.
AUGUCUAAGCAUAAAUAUAAAAAGAGCACAUCUAGCGCUGAAAAGCAAAAAAUUUUGGGACAGAAAUCAUCCUCCGCAUCUGAGGUCAUGCGGGCUCUGCUGCAAGAUGGUGCCGAUGACUCGGACGCCAGCAAUCCAAUACCAACUGUGGAUGACUUCAAAAAACCUGACAGCCUAACCAAGGGAUACUUUGAAAAAGCCCUGGAGUCUAUGUCCACUAAGCUGAUACAAACAUGGCAAGCUACAGCAGACCAAAUAAGAAAAGAGAUCCUGGACCUAAACGCAAGAACGACCCACGUGCAGUCAAAAUGUAAAGAAUUUGCCUUGGCACAUAAUGGAGCAUGUGCAGGCACUGGAACAGAGAUUGGACCUCAUGGAAUCCUGUAUGUCAGACUAGGAGGACAGAGCAAGGAGGAAUAA